This is a messenger RNA of Ilyonectria robusta, 5049 nucleotides long. RefSeq lists its product as uncharacterized. Lineage: Eukaryota; Fungi; Ascomycota; Sordariomycetes; Hypocreales; Nectriaceae. Gene Ontology annotation, molecular function: protein binding; ATP binding; protein serine/threonine kinase activity. Bases 198 to 4796 code for a protein of 1532 amino acids. The record is from RefSeq and is a predicted model, not a curated record. The transcript is spliced from 2 exons. Gene Ontology annotation, biological process: autophagy of peroxisome; protein targeting to vacuole; protein phosphorylation. Gene Ontology annotation, cellular component: phosphatidylinositol 3-kinase complex, class III, type I; nucleus-vacuole junction; late endosome.
GUCCUAGGGAGCUUCGGGUACACACCGCUGAUGCCUUCAACCUCGCGACCCUGACGACACAGACUGCGCCCGAAAGGAUUUCGUCAUCCGCCAGCUCGCCCAACCUUCCCGCCAGCUCGGGUCGUCCAAAAUGACGGCUGCGUCGCAAUCCCCCGACCGAUAGCUAUCACGAUACCACCAGGCUUCCCCCACCAACCAUGGGUCAAGGGUUCUCGCUCGCGACGCCGUCCGUCGGCUCCGCGGGCAUCGACGCCGCAGAGCUCAGCGAUGUGCACUAUGAGAAGAGCAUCGGCGACGCGCGCUUCAUGAAGACCAUCCGCGGCCGCCACGAGAAUGGAUUGGUCCUCGUCAAGGUGCUCGUGAAGCCCUACCCCGAGGUCAAGCUGGAGACGUACAAGAAGCAGAUCAUAGAGCAGCGCAAGGCUCUGGCCGAUGUACCCAACGCCCUCGGCUUCCAGCGCAUCAUCGAGACCGAAUCCAAUGGCUACCUCGUUCGUCAAUACCUCUACAGCUCCCUCUACGACCGCCUCAGCACACGACCGUUCCUCGAGGAUAUCGAGAAGAAAUGGCUAGCCUUCCAGCUCCUCUGCUCUCUCCGCGACUGCCAUGCGCGGGACGUCUACCACGGCGACAUCAAGGCUCAGAACGUUCUCGUCACUUCCUGGAACUGGUUGUACCUGUCCGACUUCUCCUCGGCAUACAAGCCCAUCAUGCUCCCAGACGAUAACCCUGGCGACUAUUCCUACUUCUUCGACACGUCAAGUCGGCGCACUUGUUACAUUGCCCCCGAGCGAUUCUAUGCCUCUGGAGAGGCGCCUCCACAGAAGCCGAAAAUGACAUGGGCUAUGGACAUAUUCAGCGCUGGAUGCGUCAUCGCCCAGAUGUUUCUUGAAUCCGAGAUCUUUAGCCUUGCACAGCUGUAUAAGUACCGCCGUGGCGAGUACGACCCUGUCAUUACGCACUUGAGUGUCAUCUCCGACAAGGACGUUCGUGACAUGAUAUCCCACAUGAUUCAGCUCGACCCAGAGAAGCGCUAUUCCGCGGAGCAAUAUCUCGAGUUUUGGAAGGGAAAGGUUUUUCCAAACUACUUUUACAACUUUCUUCACCAGUACAUGGAGCUCAUCACCGAUCCAUCAUCGGGAAACAGCCCCAUGUCGGGCGCGAUGAAGAACCUUGGAGAGGCUGAUGACCGGAUAGACCGCGUUUUCUACGACUUUGACAAAAUUUCCUACUUCCUUGGGUAUCAACCCGAAAAGCGCAUUUCAAACGCCUUGCAAUCUUCUUCAAGACUCGGCCUGUCUCAUUUCCCAGUACGGCUAAAUAUCCCCAACCACGAUCACUCCGUGUCCUCAGACUUGGAGCCGCCAGAAGAUGAUGGAACCUUGAUAUUCCUUACUCUCAUUGUAUCCUCAAUGAGAAACACAGCCCGCGCUUCGUCAAGGAUUAGGGCAUGCGACGUGCUCUUAGCUUUCUCGGAGAGACUCACGGAUGAAGCCAAGCUGGACAGAGUGUUACCAUAUCUAAUGACACUUCUUCGACCGGAGGAGACUGAUUUGGUCGUCAUCGCUGCUAUUAGAACAAUCACUCAGCUUCUGCAGCUUGUUCAAAUGGUUACACCGAUCAACUCGCAUGUCUUGGUGGAGUACGUGCUGCCUCGAAUGGAAGUGGCUCUCGGAUCCAGGUCAAAGAUCCCGAGCCCUCUGGUCAAGGCAACAUACGCAUCGUGUUUGGGAAGCCUUGCGACUACCGCACAGCGAUUCCUCGAGAUGGCGUCGAGCUUGAGGGCUGAUGGUUCGAUGCCCGUUGCUGAUCCCGAGAUAGAGCCCGGAGCAGACGCGGAAGCUAAUUUUGAGAGCGUCUUUGAUAACGCCGGAAGGCAGCUUUUCGAAGUUCUAGAGAGCCAUACCAAGCAACUGGUUGAAGACCCAGACAUAUCGGUCCGCCGAGCUUUCUUGGCGUCAGUCCCUGAGCUCUGCAUGUUCUUCCAAGAACAUUCCAACGACGUCUUGCUCACUCACCUAAACACAUAUCUGAACGACCGCGAUUGGGCGUUGAAAUGUGCCUUUUUUGAUACGAUCGUGGGCAUCUCGACAUUCAUUGGAAGCACCAGCCUUGAAGAGUUUAUGCUACCACUGAUGAUCCAAGCCCUUACCGACCCUGAAGAGUUUGUGGUUCAGGCAGCUCUGCAUUCGCUUGCUCAACUUGCUGGUCUUGGUCUCCUUUCGAGACCAAAGGUCUGGGAGCUGGCCGACCUUAUCAGCCGAUUUACCAUGCACCCAAACAUCUGGAUACGAGAGGCCGCCACCGAGUUCCUGUCCAUGUCUGCAAGAUUUUUGACCGUUGCUGACGUUAGAUGCAACUUGGUGCCUCUGGUGAAGCCGUACAUGAAGGUGGAAGUUCUGUCCGACUUUUCAGAGCUGAAUCUCCUUGAUGCCUUGAAGAGGCCGCUUUCUCGGAACGUAUUUGACCAGGCAGUCACAUGGGCCCUUAAGACGGAUCGAGGUGUUUAUUGGAAACCGCUCCAGCAACUUCGACCUUUACUAUUUGGCUCAAAGAGUUCGCGAUCGUCUAGGGACUUCUCUGCCGGAUCAGUCGGAAAGGUGGCUCGCAAUGACGAAGAUGAGCAGUGGUUUGCGAAACUGAGAAACCUCGGAUUGAAACACGAGGAUGAGCUGAAGCUCGAUGCGCUCAGGGAGUUUAUCUGGCGUCUUAGUAAGAUGAAGGCGCGAGACGCUUCAACGGCGGAAAUAUCGACACCAUCAGGAGUCGUCUCUCUGAAGACCUUGGGUGUCGCACCCCAGACGGUGUUUUUUAACGACGCACCCCUUCGCGAUCCCACGGCUGUGCCGAAUCUUGACCCCCCGACUGAACCUUACACCAUUGCUGAUGCUCUUCUGGAUGCCUCGAUGACCAUUGACGACCCGAUUAGCGGAAGAAAGCGGACAGCCCUCAACACACAAAAGGGCCGAGUGCUGAGCGGUGGGCCACGUUCACCACAGAGGCUUUUAUCACCCACUUCUGCUGGUUCUGCGAGACAUUCUAGAAACCCAUCCACAGCACGCGGGCAGGUGGUGGCCGAUGAUGACGUGUCCAUUCAGGAAGAGCCAUACGCAACAAGGAGAGCAGUCCGACAUCAGGCGAGUGCUUUGAGUCUCCUUGAUCGAAAAGACAAGAACAAAUCGGUCCCCCAGACAGGCACAACAGAUGCGAAUGCAUUUGGCGAAGUUGAAGGACCCUUUGCACAACCCACGCCCCCAAAGGCGCCUUCGUCAGAUGGCAACGAAGCAGAGAGGACAACUCCUAGGCUGUCGAGGCAUAGCUACGAAGGGGGUGACCCGAAUAUCCAAAGGAUGCUUGACAACAUGUUUGUGGAUAACUUCCCUCGCGAUGUCAUCGAGUUCGGACCGAUGGUCACCCCAAUCAAGCGCACAAAGGCGAACAGGAUUAGUCUCCAGCCAGGUGAAGAUCCCUGGAAGCCCCAAGGACAACUCGUUGCGACAUUUGGAGAGCACAAAGGUCCCAUCAACAGGGUCUUGGCCUCUCCUGACCAUGUCUUCUUCGUCACUGGUGGUGAUGACGGUGCCGUUAAGGUAUGGGAUACUGCGCGGCUUGAGCGAAACAUUACCCAUCGCUCAAGACAAACACACAAGCAUGUCAACGGAGCUCCGGUUGUUGCACUGUGCUUCAUUGAGAACUCGCAUUGUUUUGUGAGCUGCGCGGGCGAUGGAAGUGUCCAUGUUGUUAAGGUCGAUACAGUUUCUGCCAGCGGGGUAAUCAGGUAUGGCAAGCUGCGUGUUCUGCGAGAGUAUCAGCUGCCCACAGACGAGUUUGCGGUUUGGUGCGAGCAUUUUAGGCAGGAUUCGAGCUCCAUUCUCAUCCUCGCUACGAAUCGCUCAAGGAUUUUGGGCAUCGACCUCAGGACCAUGAGCCUUCUCUACGUGCUUGAGAAUCCUGUUCACCAUGGAACGCCAACAUGCUUUUGCGUUGAUAGGAAGCGAAACUGGCUGUGCGUGGGAACUUCGCAUGGCGUGGUGGACCUAUGGGAUCUCAGAUUCAAGAUGAGACUCAGGGGCUGGGGUCUGCCAGGUAAGGGCUCAAUUUACCGGAUCUGCAUCCACCCCACCAAGGGCCGUGGCAAAUGGAUUUGUGUAUCCGGUGGAACAGGCCAAGGAGAAGUGACAGUCUGGGACUUGGAGAAGACCGUGUGCAGAGAGAUUUAUCGCACUGGCGGUAAUAAGGAUGCCAGCAAGGAUAGCCCAAAGACCUACGAGGCAUGGGAUGUUGACGAAGAUAAGCCAGAAGGAAUGCUGGGGCGGUAUGCUACCAACAUUGAGUUCAACGAAACCACAAACGCCGAUCGAGGAGUUCGGGCCAUGAUCGUGGGAACAGCUGCCGCUGAGGACUCUCGGGACGUCCGGCACGCAUUCAUCGUCACAGGUGGAUCAGACAAGAGACUCCGGUUCUGGGACCUAUCUCGUAUGGAGAGUUCGUUCAUCUACAGCGGGCUUCUGCCAGAUCAGUCUAAACCGACCUACACGACAUCUCACCCCACGGCGGCAUUGACGCUGAACACGGAGCGAUUCCCGCGGCAGGGACCUACUGCACCGAACGCAGGGUCCGGGUCCAAGGCAAAGUCUUCGAGUGCACGACCGCCGCGGUCGACGGUGAUUUCGAUGCAGCAGCAGCAACUUCUGCAGACACACAUGGAUUCUAUUUUGGACGUGGCGUUGCUGGAGUACCCAUACACGAUGAGCGUUUCGGUGGACCGGUCAGGAGUUGUAUUCGUGUUUCAAUAGAACUGGGGCACAUAUGGAACAGGCGGAGGAUUGGAAGGGCUUCAGAUCCUGCGGGCGAAGACGUUGUAAUUAUUGCGGAGGGUUAUUGAUACUGGAUAGAGUAUGAAUACACGUCUGAACGAGGCCCCUGGUUCUUAUAACCCCCCCUCUUGGUUGAUUUGACGAUCGUUAAUUUCAUGUGGGCCAUACUUUCUGAAUUUUCUGAUUCAUAAAAUAAACCUCUAAAUCGAUACAGGAAUAAGGAAGUUGAGAC